CCCACCGUUCAUGAAGACAGGAGGAGCUGCUCCCGGGAGGCGGAAGUGCGAUGAUUUGAGCCGUCAAGGAGCCCGGAGUGGGAUUGGUUGAUGUGAUUGGUGAUCAGAGGGUUGCCGCGGAGACGAGGUCCCGGUUGUUGGUAGCGGCGGGCCGGUGUUCAGAAAUGGAUCCAGCAUUAUUGAAAGAAAGGGAGCUGUUCAAGAAGCGUGCCCUUUCCACUCCUGCCGUUGAGAAACGUAAAGUGCCCAGCUCUUCAGGUUCCUCUAGUUCCAAAAAGAAGAAACCAAAGCCAGAUCAGGGAGGUGCCUCAAAACCAAAUUCAGAAAAUGGAUCUUUCUCAUACAGGGCACUUCCAGGGAGCACUGGGUACAAAUUUGGAGUUCUUGCUAAAAUAGUUAACUACAUGAAGACUCGCCACCAACGCGGAGAUACCCAUCCAUUGACUUUGGAUGAAAUUCUGGAUGAGACUAAACUCUUGGAUAUCGGCAUGAGGCAGAAACAAUGGUUAAUGACUGAGGCACUACUAAGCAAUCCAAAAAUUGAUGCCGCAGAUGGAAAAUAUGCCUUUAAACCCAAGUACAACUUGAGAGAUAAAAAAGCUCUUUUAAGGCUUUUGGACAAGCAUGAUCAGCGGGGUUUGGGAGGGAUCCUCUUAGAAGACAUAGAGGAAGGACUACCAAAUGCACAGAAAGCUAUAAAGGUAUUGGGAGACCAAAUUGUUUUUGUAACACGUCCUGAUAAAAAGAAGAUUCUCUUCUAUAAUGACAAAAGUUGCCAGUUCACGAUGGAUGAAGAAUUUCAGAAGUUGUGGAGAAGCAUUCCAGUGGAUUCUAUGGAUGAAGAGAAGAUUGAAGAGUAUUUGAAAAGACAGGGCAUUUCUUCAAUGCAGGAGACAGGACCAAAGAAGGUGGUAUCUGUUCAGAAGAGGAAAAAGUCUGCUUCUCAGAGAAAAAGGAAAUUCAAGGCACAUAAUAAUCAUAUGGCAGGGCUUCUGGAAGACUACUCUGAAGGAGUAUCUAGCAAAGAAUAGCCAUACUGAACGAGGAAGUAGCAUGAUACUUGAAAAGGAACUGAAUAAUGCAGCAAAAGUGCUGUGAUUGGAGCACAGUGCAGGAAGACUGAUCAUAGCCUUUCCAUUGAGAUCCUUUAGUUCUGUUACUUAAAUCUACUGCUCUUUGUGUGUCUUAUUAGACAGUUUUUUGAAACCAGCAUUAUCAAUUCUGGAGUUAACUUAUAGGAUUUGGACAAUACACUUUGUUUCUGUUUUUGGUUUGAUUCUUGCUCAGUAAAAUGUGAUGUCUACAUCGUGGGUUCGUAUCUUUUUCUUCUGGAAUUCUGAAGUGUUUUGGGGGGGUAUUGUACAAUAAAAACAAGCAUUUAUAAAUAUCAAAAAUAAUAAGUCUUAAGAACUGAUUCAUAGUGGAUGCCCUGAUUUUAACAACAUCUUGGAGCCAUAAAUCAUUUUGCACAGAAUGACCAAGAAACUCUCUUGAGCUGCUCCCACUCUACCUUCAUCACGUUGCAGAAAUUUGGCAGUCUUCUGAGUUUCGGUAUAGAUUAAUUCAAUGCAACAAUAUUAAACAUAUGCCUUUGGAUUGAUGAUUGUACAGUCCUAUACCAUUCCCAAUUAAGCAUUUUUUUAAAGUACAGGUUUUUAGCCUAGUACCUUGGAAUUUCAUAGAAAUGACAAGCAGUUCUAAUUUGCCACUUUCCAUAAACUACUAAUGAAUGUACACAUAAAGACAUUUAAAUUAACAACAUUAAAUCAAAUAAAAAGCUCUGCUUUUUUCUGGCA
Pristis pectinata (smalltooth sawfish) is the source of this 1796-nucleotide messenger RNA. RefSeq names its product general transcription factor IIE, polypeptide 2, beta (gene gtf2e2). Gene Ontology annotation, cellular component: transcription factor TFIIE complex. The record is from RefSeq and is a predicted model, not a curated record. The transcript is spliced from 8 exons. Gene Ontology annotation, biological process: transcription initiation at RNA polymerase II promoter. The coding region runs from base 165 to 1031 and encodes 288 amino acids. NCBI's taxonomy places the organism in Eukaryota, Metazoa, Chordata, Chondrichthyes, Rhinopristiformes, Pristidae.